This is a messenger RNA of Colletotrichum karsti, 741 nucleotides long. RefSeq names its product 5-formyltetrahydrofolate cyclo-ligase. The record is from RefSeq and is a predicted model, not a curated record. The transcript has 2 exons. Lineage: Eukaryota; Fungi; Ascomycota; Sordariomycetes; Glomerellales; Glomerellaceae. Gene Ontology annotation, biological process: folic acid-containing compound biosynthetic process; tetrahydrofolate interconversion. Gene Ontology annotation, cellular component: mitochondrion. The coding region runs from base 1 to 741 and encodes 246 amino acids. Gene Ontology annotation, molecular function: 5-formyltetrahydrofolate cyclo-ligase activity.
AUGGGCUCACCUCUCGUCGCUGCUAAAAAGCAGCUGCGGUCUGUCAUGAAGGACAGGCUCGCCGGCAUUGCGCAUGAGUCCAUCAUGAGCCAGAGUCGAACUGUUUGCGAGACCCUAAAAUCAUUCAAACCAUAUUUGGAGGCCCAAAGGGUUAGCGUCUUCCUCUCUAUGCCGUCUGGCGAGAUCCAAACAGACGACAUUGUACGUCACGCGCUUUCAGCUGGCAAGCAGGUGUACGUCCCAUAUCUGCACAAGUCGCCUUUUCCUCCCGGGGAGACACCGCCCAGGGUCAUGGAUAUGGUGCGCUUACGCGACCUGCGGGACUACGAGUCGCUGCAGCCGGACAAAUGGGGAAUUCCCAGCAUCGACCCGGCCACCGUCAACCAAAGAGACCGCGUUCUCGGCGAGCCUGGCUCGGAGUCGCCGGAGACCUGCUUCUUGGAUCUCGUGUUGCUGCCGGGCGUUGCCUUCGACAUCGACGGCCAGUCGGGUUCACUGCGAAGACUAGGUCACGGAAAGGGAUUCUACGAUCUCUUCGUUCGACGGUACGCAGCAAAGUACAACAAGCCGCCGGCAGCGGCACACCCUGUAUUGCUCUAUGGCUUGGCUCUCUCGGAGCAGUUUCUCUCCCAGCCCUCAGAUAGCGCAGUUCCCGUGGCCCAACACGACCAACCGCUCGAUGGCCUGGUCUUGGGCAGCGGAGAGGUCAAGCAGCCGGCAGACAGCUCCCGUAACAACUAG